Molecule: messenger RNA, 1113 nt
Organism: Rotaria socialis
Lineage: Eukaryota; Metazoa; Rotifera; Eurotatoria; Philodinida; Philodinidae
Source: the annotation of a GenBank genome assembly
AUGUUUACAUCAACUAGCCAAACUAGUUUUAAUCCGACAAAAAAGUUAAACAUCAAUGCUUCGACAUCAUCACAUUCUCAAAUAGCAACAUGUAAACUAUUCGUUGGUAAUUUAGCAACGCAUACAACAGGCGCACAUUUGCAAACUAUAUUUCAUUCAUAUGGACAAGUAAUUGAAUGUGUUAAAGUACGUGAACGUUACGGUUUCGUACGAUUCGCAAAUGGUGAAGAAGCGCAACGUGCUUUAACUGCUUGUAAUGGCGUGCAAUUAAAUGGAUAUCCAAUGAUUGUUGAAUAUGCACAAAAUGAAAUUCUUAUUAGUCCGAAAUCGCCACGAACCAAUAGUACGGGUUCAUCAGCAUCAUUUCGACCUCAUCCAUAUCAUGCUGGACGAUCAGCUAUGUCAUAUCAGGCUGAUGCAAAAUUAACAACACCCAUAACAAUAAAUACAAAACCUCAUCAAUCAACCAAUCAUACGAAUCGUGAUGAUAUACCAUUAUUAUCAGCUGCAACAGCAGAAACAACGAAAUAUUCUUCAUCGAAACUUAAUCCUGAUGCAUCAUCGUUUACGCUUCCAUUUUCGCCAUCGAAUCAUUAUCAACAAAGUCGUACUAAUAGCAAAACUGUUAACAUUGAAAAUGUCUGUUCAACAAGUGAUUAUCAUUCACAAUCAGGUGUAUUAUCAAGUGGUUCAUCAUCAAUUCGAUCUUCGAGUUCUGUAUCGCCAUCGAUACUUUCAGCUAUUUCUCCAUCGAAUUUAUUACCAUUUGAAUCAUCAGAUGAAGAGAAAAAACCUAGUCGUUCUACAAAUAUUAUUGAAAAACGUCCAACAACUAAUUCCUCAUUAAAUAUUUUUAUUGGUGAUAAAAUUCUUAGCUUAUACGGUUCCACAACACAAGUUGAUACAAAUAAUAAUCAAGCAGAAACAAUGAAUUUAAAUUGCCCUGCUGAAAAAUCUACACCAUUACAAUUUGAUAGUCGUGAUAUUGAUCCACGUGAUCCGAUAUUUAUUUGGAAUUUCGUAUUUUAUCCUGAUGUCUCAAUAAGUCCAUUCGUUAAACGUGGAGAUAUAAAAUCAUUACUUGAACGUAGAGUUUCACUCUAUGCACAAUAG